AUCAUCAUCAUCAUCAGCAGCAGCAGCAGCAGCAAUAUCAUUAUAAUACCUGGUGGCCGCACGCGCUACGUAUACUUCAUACAUAAGGUCGUUUUGUCCCACCCCUCCCUCCCCCACGUCUAUGUCUGCUUGGCUCGUUCUUCUAGGCGGCUUCCAUUUACCCUUCCAACUAUCAUCUCGCCGACCGUUGAGAGUGUUUCCUCUCUGUUCUUGGGGCGUGCUGCUUGGGGUUUGGUAGACUACAAUUUAAGAGAUUGAGGGAAAGAGGGAAAGAGGAAAAGGAGAAGAAGGAUAGAAAGAAAAAAAAAAUAAUAAUAAGAGGAAAGAAAGGAAGGGAGGAAGAGAGAUAACCGGCAGCUUACCGUAUUCCAGCCAUCGACCCGCCUGCCCUACCUGCCUUACCUACCUUUCGAGUUAGUACCUACACCUAUACACCUAUACACCGCAGCUUACAGUACGCCUCCUUCCCUACACACUCCUAAUAACAACGGUGUCCGCUCCUUUCGGUUGCCCUCUGCUGCCUCAUUCUUUUCCUUCCCCUCAGACAAGGUGCUCGCUACCCCAUCAAUACUCGGUCGAUAAUUCCCUUGUGUCUUUAUGUUGCGAGGCCCGGUUGGGAGUGAAUUCGAUUCAGCAGGAAGGAUCCCCGAGAUCCCUAGGUGGGCGAUAGAGUUGAGGCUUGUGUGAAACCACCGAGAAACCAGACGAAACCAGUGCCUCCACCACCGCUCGUUGAGGGGAACAACACCACCAGAAAAAAAAAAGGAAAAAAGAAAAAAGUUGACCUGGCUGGUCUGUGCUUAGAGCAUAGUCGCGACUGAAGGAGAGGGUAAAUAGGGCUUGAAAUGAAAUAGCAAGUUUAGCACUUGCUCGGGUAUUUGAUUUCCUAGUUAGUCAACCCCGCCGCUUCUCGCUCGCUUUUCAGCUGAAGCUGCUGCGGAUAGCUGAUGGUGCGGAAAUCGCCUUCAGACGAGCUCACGCCCACAGGUUCUCCAAGAUUUAACGCUUUGCUUCUUAGACUCGCGAGGCCCCUCGAGAGAUCAUUGUUUCCCCGGUAUAUAUUGCUGAGAUAGCAUAUUCCUCCAGGUACUCAAUUGGGCGGGUUCGUGUAGGCCCUGACCCUAGAGCUUUGGUCUAAUGAAUCUAAUCAUCAAUAAGAUAUAGAACUAGUGCCCCGUCGCUCGGUCUCGGAUCGAGUUUAUCUUGCUCGCUAGUCGUCUUCCGUGAUGACACUCCACCGAAUAACAACAGCAGCAACUACAACAAACCUCCCUUCCAUCGGAGUACAUGAUCACCACAUCCACAACAUGGACAUGAGCAGUGAAAGCUAUAGAUCCAGGCCACUCGCCAUACCUGCACCUAGAAAUAUUUCUCCCACGUCAAGUCGCGCCAGCUCCCUCCAUGACCAGCCCCCUCCUCCGCCAUUACUUUCUUUACUCCCGUCUGCGCCUUCGAACCGUUUCGAGGAACGGCAGGCGAGUUGGAAGGAUAGUGACGAUGGAGACGAAAGUAUGCCGCGCCGCUGGUUUGGCGAUGUAAGGGAUCGGCAGCCCUCAAGUCACCCUAUUUCGUCUCCGCGAGGCUGGGGAAGUUGUGAGAGAAAACCCCGGAGUCCACGGCAUACUUCGCCUGGAAACUUUGGAGAGCUGGAUAUUAAGAGAGAGCCCAGCCAAUCUUGGCCGGAUGAUUUCCGUGGGAGGCAGAAGCCUCCAAGUCAAUUGAGCAAGGAGUUGAGUAGACCCGCAUCACUGAAAUCAAUUUUGCUCGUGAAAUCUUUGGCCCGUACCUCUGUCCCAAAAAUUGACAUACCAUAUCCCUUUCCACAUAAACCCCGAAACUUUGCCAUCAACUGGCCAUUUAUCAUUUCCAUUGCCCCGGCCUAGUUGGGACAGAAUUGUUGACUUGUGCAAUGACGCUCUCCGCGCAUUAAAUAUAGCAGGCUUCAAGGUGAAGAUUCUAUGCGUGUCGCUAUGCGGGCGUCCGUUCGGGCAUUUGACAAGGGCCUCAUUGGGAAACUUAACGAUAGUGCGAGAUCGGCUCCUUCGCCAUUACCGAGGCAGCGGAUUACCCCCCCCCGCGAUUCUCGGCCAGUGACUCUUGGCUCCGUAAGUGACGAUUUGCCGCUACCGCUGACAAAACGCUGGGAUCAUCUAAAGAGUCAACUACGGGGUGGCUCGACUUCGAACCCUAUACCGAUUCCGGGGCCUGGCUCGCUCAAUACUCCAUUCCAGCGGUGGCAGCAUACUCCCUCGGUCGGCGACAAUUCAGGGUUGGGAAUGGCGCCGGAACAGCAUCCUCCCGUGUUUCCAUCAUUUUCCGAUAUUCGCAACUCUGGCGACAAUGCAAGUGUGUCGUCGUUUGUGACGGAUAACGAGAGUUAUUCAGGUGCGGAUUCCCGGAUGCGCCGAUCUAGGAGUGCUUCUAUACUUGCUCCUGGCAUUGACGAUGCUCAAUCAGGCAGUUGCGAUUUAUAUCAGGAAGACACUGAUUCGCAAAUGGACGAUGCGCCUUCUCAUGUCUCCCAAAUGAAGCGACUCACACUUGGGGCAAGGACACCGCCGAAGUCAAAUUCUUAUCCUACUAACCAUCGCCAUCAAAGAGCUGGUUCGAAAAGGCGGGCUUCAUCGCCCCCGAAUGGGGAUAGGCAAAUAGGGAGCUCGGAGCCCACUAGAAAAGGCCUGCAUUUGGAAGGUUAUGGGAGCAGCGAUAUUUACGAUCACACUCGGAGAACAUCGCCAAUACAUCAGGGCUUAAGAAACUCGCCCAAGUAUCAGCAUUUUAACAAUCCACCGAUUCCCAGAUCAGGAUCAGGAUCGUUUGCGUCUGCUUCUAUAUCAUCUGUGGCAACAUGGUCUACAUCCCUUGGUCAAUUUUCUGCUGCAAGUAGCUUUACUACGGCUGGAGGUGUCUCACCAGCCUCCUCGUUUUCCCCGCCGUUAGAGAUGGAGAUUGUUGGUGGUGACCAGCCGCCUCGGCAACCGCCGCCCUCAGCGAGUGCAAAAGGGCCUAGCACUAGCAGACACAGACAAAUCCCGGAAGCAUCUCCGGCACUUGACGGCAGAGAGAGAGAGGGUCUUGCUUCAAAGCACCACUCAGCUCCGAAAAUGGGUGUGUUCAUGUGUGAAUGCUGUCCUAAAAAGCCGAAAAAAUUUGACACCCAGACGGAGUUGCAGUGCGUCCUAUUUCUGAACUUUUGAUUUUGGUGUGUUCUGACAAAUGUGUAGAUUGCAUGAAAUGGAGAAGCAGUACGGCUGCCAGUAUUGCAAUAAUCGGUUCAAGAAUAAAAACGAGGCAGAGAGGCACCAGAAUUCACUUCAUCUGCGGAAACAUUCGUGGUCGUGUGCAGUACUCUCGAGCGAUUACUCGGCAGCGUUCCACGCUUCCCCUCAACACCCGUCUACUUGUGAAAUAUGCGGUUACUGUGGGAAAGAAUUUCCAAUGCCACCGCAGUGGGGUCAGCGAAUUGACCACCUGACUGGGGAGCACAAGUUUGGAGAAUGCAACCAAUCCAAGAAGUUCUACAGGGCGGAUCACUUUAGGCAGCAUCUAAAACACAGUCACAGUGGGACUAGCGGGAAAUGGACAAACGUCUUGGAGAACGCUUGUAUGAAAGAUGAGAUGCCACCAACCGCUAGCAGUCACCAUGCCAAUAUGGGGUCUGGCACUACGAUGGCUAUUUCAGAGGAGGGUUCAGAGUAAAAGAGAUCAUGGAUAAAGCCUUUCUUUUGCCAUUUUUUGUUUUCCUUAAGAAUUUUUGCUUUUUCUUCCCUGUCCUGCCUCCUCGUUCUUCCCGGGUUUUCAUGUCUAUUUUUUUUUGAUCCGUCAUCCCAUGGCCGCACAUGCCAGAACGGGGAAUAGGACCCGGAGAAUGGUUGGUGUGUUGAAGGGUUUCCAUAGAGAGUUCCGGCCAUGCUGACUGCGUGCGAAACUGCACCUUGAUGCACGCUGACAUCAUCAACACGACCGCUGCGGCUAUGGCGGACAUUGGGAGCAAGCGAUAGACGCGGUUGAACCUGGUUGGGGACAGCCUAUCUGUUUUGUUGAUGUUCACAAUUUUCGAUUUCAUUUCCUUGAUCCCCUCAUCGAUUGGAAUGUUUCCUCGGCUGGGUCAGUGGCGAUGGCGAUGGCGCUUGCUCUACUUUUCUUUGCUUUGCGGGUUUAGCAGCAAAUUGGUCUCCCAGGAUGGCAUCGGGGCGAGGAUGGAAACGGAAAGGAAUAAUGCAAUUUUUAAACGACAUAUACGACACUUCUACGAAUGAACAGCAUCUCGAUUAUUAUCGAGCGGGGGUUUAUUUUUAUUUUUUUACAUAUAUAUUAUAUAUCUCUUUAGGCGUUUUAUGUUUGUUUCAUGCUAUUUUUCUACCACUGUUUUUUUUUUUUUUUGGAAAUCGUUGUUUCAUUUCAUGCUUUCAACUCUGGUAUGAUAUCACGACACGCGAUGGGGGUGUCCCUUUUUCCUAUCUUGUUUUAUGCCUGUCUCUUCUCUUAUAAAUUUUUUUCUUUGAGUUUUUCCUUUUCCCUUUACUUUAAGUUUUAAUUUUCCGGAGUUAACGGUUUGGCGGAAUGUUCUGUCCCGAAGCAUUUACCGACAUUAUUUUUCUUCCCCAUCUCCCCUUUUGCAUGUAUACUAAAUCACAAUGAGGCCGAAUAUCCAUCCAUCAACCUGUUUUCAUUCCUCCCUUUCCUCCUACCUCGAUGAAUUUUAGUAGCCAACCCGUUGGAGAUGGGGAUCCCACUUCGCCCACCCACUCUGGCGGUGGAAAAAAAAGAGAGAGAUAGCAUGCUUCCUACCCAGUCAUAUCUUCCCACUCCCUCAUAUCGUCCAUCCCAUCGAUUUUCCCUUUUCUUUUCUACUGAUUCCUAUUAUCGUUUCCUAACUUCUUUACAGGCGUUCACGAAGGCAGAGUUUUUCAUGGAGGAAGAGUCCGCGUUAUCGUUUGGUCUGAGCCAUUCGAUUGGGCGUCGUGUGUGCGAAGGAUUUGUGAGAGAAAAGAUCGGGGAAGAUGAAGAAGUGGUAAUAGAAAAAAAGAAGAGAGGGAAGCGGAGGAAGUGAGGGGGGGGCAUCCUCAUUUGCACACUUUUUUCUUCUUUCUCCAAUGCCAUGGGGUUCUUGCUUCCUGUACAUACAUACUUUGGCCCGGGUUGCCGUCUCCACAUCAUAUCCAUCUUGUCAUACUAUGCCAUCAUCACAUUUCGAGGAAACCGUAGGGAA
Tuber aestivum (summer truffle) is the source of this 5212-nucleotide messenger RNA. The record is from the annotation of a GenBank genome assembly. Lineage: Eukaryota; Fungi; Ascomycota; Pezizomycetes; Pezizales; Tuberaceae.